CGAACUACACAUAAGUGGCGUGAACGCCUGAUGUCGCAGUGUCAAGACAGUCAGGGGAAUUAUCUGAAGCUGAAGCUGAAGCGACGUCGUUACCAAGCUUGUUGGCAACCAGUUUAUAUUUACAUUAAUAUUCACCAGACGAAUCUAACGGGCAAAUGCAUAGAUAGUCCUUUCUAAAGCGAAAUGCUAGUGUGCGUGGCACGGAGUCAGUUACCUAGCUAGCUAAACGUUAGUUUUAAAAAAUUUAGUAGCUAACUAGUUGCGUAGUGUUAGCGAGCUAGGUGGAGGCGUCUUCGGACUUUAGAGACGGCUGUUUGGAAACAUGCAAAGAGAUGUGUAUAUGUAGGGCAAAGUUAAUCUAAAUGCAUCGGAUAGCAUCGUGGUGUAGCACAACUACCCGUCUGCCCGCAGUCUAUUAACUAACUCUCUAAUAUGAGUUCUUUGGAGGAACUGUUAGCUACUUGUACAUGUAGCUAGCUAAGAGUAACGACACUCUCCAGCUAACCAAAGCUGCUUUUAACGCCGGGGGUUUGUUUUGAAACUACUAAAGGGCCAAGGACUCCAAAACAAUGGAAACCACGAGCACAAAAAAUAUUUAUGCAAGUCGCAAACGGAGGAAACCCGCCCUGAAAAGUGUGAAGGAGUCUUCAGUUGAACCUGCAAAGUCAAAUCCGUCUAAGAGGCACCGUGAUCGGCUGAAUGGAGAACUGGACCGGUUGGCCAGCCUGCUGCCUUUUCAUAAGGAUGUCAUCGCUAAGCUGGACAAACUGACAGUUCUCAGGCUGAGUGUUGGAUGUCUGCGUGCCAAAAAUCACUUCAAUACUGUCCUGAAAACAAGCAGCUCGAAUCAACCAGCAAACAUUGACGCAAAUACACAUGUUCAGGAGCUGCCAGAAGGUGAACUACUGUUACAGGUCAUAAAUGGAUUUGUAUUGGUGGUCACCUCUAAUGGCACAGUUGUUUAUGUCUCUUCAACUGUUCAGGACUAUCUUGGGUUCCAUCAGACAGAUAUCAUCCAUCAGAGUGUUUAUGACCUCAUUCACACAGAAGACAGGGCUGAGUUUCAACGGCAACUCCACUGGGCUCUUAACCCCAGUAACUCUCCAGACACUGGGCAACUAGUCCAAGCUACCGAAGAUUCACAGUUACACCAUACAUAUUACAACCCUGAGCAGUUACCACCAGAGAACUCUGCCUUUCUGGAACGAAAUUUCAUGUGCAGGUUAAGAUGUCUACUGAACAACUCAUCUGGCUUUCUGGCCUUGAACUUACAGGGCCGUUUAAAGUUCUUGCACGGGCAGAAUGAAAAGACACCAGAGGGCAAACCCAUUCCACCUCAGCUGGCCUUAUUUGCCCUGGCCUGUCCAGUCCAACCACCCUCCAUUCUGGAGAUCCGUGCCAAAAACUUCUUCUUCAGGACCAAACACAAACUGGACUUUACACCAAUUGCAUGUGAUGCCAAAGGGAAGAUUGUGCUGGGUUACACAGAGGCAGAGCUGUGCUACCGUGGCUCAGGCUACCAAUUUAUUCAUGCAGCAGACAUGCUACACUGUGCUGAGAACCACAUACGCAUGAUAAAGACAGGUGAGAGCGGGUUGACUGUAUUUAGGCUGCUUACCAAACAGAGUGGCUGGGUUUGGGUGCAGGCUAAUGCCAGACUCAUCUACAAAAAUGGCCGUCCUGACUUUAUCAUCGCUUCUCAAAGAGUACUCAUGGAUGAAGAAGGAGAAGAGACCCUGAAGAAACGUGGCCUCAUGCUCCCCUUCAGCUUCACCACAGGAGAGGCUGUACUGUAUGACAUGUCCUUCAGUGGCACUCCCUCUGGCCCAGAAUCUAUUGCAUCUGUUGCUCCAGGAGACAGUAACCAACAGAAACUCCCUAGUGGGCUAGAUCCCAACUCUCUCCUGGGCUCCAUGCUAAAACAAGAUGAGUCUCUGUAUGUCUGCCCUUCAGGUUCAGAGGAGCCGAAAGCUCGGGAUCCUGAGGAAGAGGAGGAGGAGCUUGGUGGGAUCUUUUCCAGUAACUGGGAAAAGAACAUUCUGUCUCUCCCUGAGACCCUUCUCUUUAAACCAGAUCCUGCCAUCAGCUCUGGAGGGGAAGAGAGUAACCGUGAGCUCAUGAGUCUCAUGAGCAGUCUGGGGGUCACUCCAGAAGACUUAGAGCUCCUACAGCAAGAAGAGCUAUUCGUUAACAUAGAGCUGGAUGGUCGAUAUGGCUUUGAAGACUUUACUGACGAUGUUCUUUCCUAUGUCCAAGACUCUCUUAGGAAGAAGGUGGACUUUGUACUUCCCAGCAGCGUUCAGGCCAAUAUGGAGGAGAAAUGUUUUCCUCAACACCAGCCUCCAUCACAGCCACCACUGAUUCCAUGGUCACAGGGUCAGCAGCUAUUUUUACAAAGUCCUGUAUUGUCACAGUCCCAGCAGCAAUGCUUGUCUUUUCUUGACAGUCCUUCAGAACCAAAGACACAGCAGUUUAUACCAAAGCAAUCCUAUUCACAAUCUCAGCAGUCUACUUCUAUGCAAGAUAGUCAGCAAACUCAUCAUGGGACCCUUCAAGCACAGACUCAUCUGUCCAGACAGCCAAGCUUAACACAACCUGGACUUCAGAUGAAGCAGCAACAGCAGUCGUCUCAUCCAGUGAACUACAAACAUGCAUACCAACCUGAGCUUUCAUGCUUCUUUUACCCUGAGAAGGAAGUGUAUCAUAGACUAAAGCACACCGAGGUGAAUGGCAGUGAAAGUAUUUCUGUUACAGACAGUAGUUCCAUUGGUGAGCGGCUGCCAACUGUCUCACAGUCUGGAUUGCAGCAACCUGGAAGCUUUUACCUGGAAACCAACCAUUUGCCUUGGGGACUUCCCUGUAUGAACCAUUUAAACACUGUGUCCAUGAGCUGCAAUCAGGAAUUUGCCCCGUCCUACAGUCAUGCAGGUAACUCACAUGUGGGUGAGUAUGUGGGAGAACUGCUAACCUGUUUGGACACUGUGGGCCAGGAGAAGCAUGGGCAAUUUGGAGAGCUCCAUGGAGGAAGUCAACCUCUCUGUGCACAGUCUAGCCUCGAUCACAGCAUGCUCCAGCAGCCAUACGUAGGCCAGAAUGGUGCACAUGGGAAUCUGCAGGAGAGCUUUGAAGAGGAGGGUAUGGGAGGCCUUGCAGCACAGCCUCCUCAGUGUUCUAGCGACAACAGACCCUACCCAGACCUGUCCCUGGGAUACAUGUGAAUACACCUACAUACUUGUGGGUAGCGUAGAGCAGAGCAUGAGGAGCUCACAACCUAGCAGUGCUCAUGCUAGGAGAUGUGAGGUUGAGAAGCUCUGUCAGGACUUUACACAGAGCAAUAAUAAAGAAAUAGUACAGAAUAGAGUCAGAGUGGGAGUGGGAAACAGGAUGUGUGUAAGAGGUUCUGAGCAACAGCAGACGAAAACAGAACUAAAAAGAAGCUGGAACUGAGCAGGAAACGUAAUGUAUUGAGUGAGAAAGGCAAUGUAAGAAAAUACCUGAGAGAAUAUGUGAAAUAUUAUCCUGUGAGUCAGAUUAGCUGAGCUGUGAAGUAACCCCAGUCAGUUCCAGCUAAUGAAUAGAGAGUAUCCCCAUGUGUGUGUGACAGGUGUGUGUGGGUGUAUCAUAGAAUGUGGAGUAGUCCUAACCCUUCAUCUGAAGUCACAUUUGUUCAUUUGUCUUUUCAUUUGAACCUUUGUGAAGUUAGAUCAUCCCACCUGUAUACAGAAUGAAAUGUUCCUCCAGGACAAAAAUACAAAACAAACACAAGAGUGUGGUAUACAGGAUUACACACAGAUUACACAGAUGUCAGAUAAGUGGAAAAAAUGAAUAUAGUACAAUCAGUUACAGAACAGUGCAGGUCAGGGCACUGCCUGUGUGUGUGUGUGUGUGUAAAAAAAAAAACCGCACUUAUGGUAUAAAAGGCUAAAGCACAUACUUUUUGUAGCUGUAAUGACAAAUAAGCCAUUAUACUAUGAAAACUUGUUAGGUUUUUAAUAUGCAAAAAGUUUUAAUGUCUUUAAUUUACUUCUGAUGUGGACUGGUCUGUUUCACUGUUUUUUUGAAGAUAGGUGAGGCCAAAAAUUUUUCCUGGAUUAUAAAAUUGUGAAUUGUUCUUUCUGUAAAGUGUGAAUUUUUUUUUUUUUUCACAAAGCAAGCGACAAUCACACUUGUGCAGUAUUUUGCAUUGUAGUAGUUUUAAGCCAAGAGAGAUUCUGAGCAUUGUACAAGUAGUGGCAGAAUUACACUGCUUCUCCUAACUCAUGAAAAUCAUUUCCCAAGGUAUAUUUUGGGUUAUUUCCUCAGCACUGUUUAUAUGAAUAUGCAGUAGGAUAAUGUUAGGAUACUCUGACAAUCCGAUAUAGUUGACAAUCAUCUUAGCCAUUUUUAUACAGUAAUUUAACACUUUGCAAUCUGUUGCACUUUGGAUAAAUCUACAUCUAACACAUGUAGCAGGUAUCUGUGAGCUCAGCCAGUGACUUACAUGUGUAUGCAGUAGGUAUGAGAGGAAACGUAAUGUUCGUCACACGUUCAUUUAUCUUCAGUAAUUGCUUUAACCUGGUCUGGAGUCUGUGGAAUACACGUUCUAGAUAGGACACCAGUCCAUCACAGGGCAGUGUACACAAGAGCAUUUUAGAGUAGCUACUCCACUGGCAUGUUUUUGGUGACAUGUAGAACACAAGACACGUCUCACAGAGCUCGGGAUCGAGCCGAGGACCCUGGAGCUCUGUGAAGCUAAAUGCUGCACCACCGUCCCACCCCUCUAUACAUCCAGAAACCUGAUCACCAAACUGAAUUGUUAUUAUUCUUUUUUCUUUUUUUUUCUUUUUUUAAAAAAACAGACUAUUUUUGGACUGUAUUAGGUUGGAUGACCAUUGUAUCAGUUAAUUUUAAUAAUUAAAUAAUAAUGAAUUGAACCAUAAAAAAUAUUGGGGUAAAUUACUCAUGCAAUUGGAAAAAGUUUAUUGUUCCAUCAUGCUGUUAACAAUUUAUGUCUGUACAAAUUAGAUAUAUUUACAUGAUCACUAAACAUAUUAUUGAUUUAAUUCUUUAAUUUGUUUAUUGGAAGAUAUUGGUGAAUAUGUUAAUUUAUUUUGUUUUUUAUUUCUUUCAGUUUGAUUAUUUUUUCAUCACCUAGAAUGUGUGUACACAAUGUUCCUUUGAAACACAGGAAUGUUCUCUGUAACCCAAAUGUUUGAGAUUUCUAAUGGGUCAAACAGACCUGAGGGAAAGAUGAUGAAAAGUUCACUGAAAUUCUAAUAAUAGUAAAAAAAAAAUAAAUAGUGUGAGUGCAAAUAUGUGUAUGAGUGUGCUGUUCAGACUUAAAGUAAAUAUUUAUAUAUAAAUGUUUGUCCCAGUCCUAGCCCUGUUUAUCACAAUGAAUCUCUUACUUCCCUUUUUUUUUUUUUUUUUUUACACUUUCCCACAACUCCCAACAAUCUCUCCUCAUGAUUUAAAGGUGUCUUUUGAACAUUUAGUUGUCUUUUAAACCAUCAGCCUCAACAGCAUAUAACAAUUGUUUUGUUGUAUUUGUGUAUUCUGUCAGUGACACAAGGCAUCAUCCUUAUUUUUACUUGUACCUCGGCACUUUCCAUAUGACUGAGAUUAAAACUGACUGAAAAGA
Molecule: messenger RNA, 5620 nt
Organism: Hemibagrus wyckioides
Lineage: Eukaryota; Metazoa; Chordata; Actinopteri; Siluriformes; Bagridae
Gene: ahr1a
Product: aryl hydrocarbon receptor 1a
Exons: 11
Coding region: 570-3218 (882 amino acids)
Biological process (GO): regulation of transcription by RNA polymerase II
Cellular component (GO): aryl hydrocarbon receptor complex; nucleus
Molecular function (GO): protein dimerization activity; transcription cis-regulatory region binding; nuclear receptor activity
Source: RefSeq, a predicted model, not a curated record